Odocoileus virginianus texanus is the source of this 1707-nucleotide messenger RNA. The record is from RefSeq and is a predicted model, not a curated record. Lineage: Eukaryota; Metazoa; Chordata; Mammalia; Artiodactyla; Cervidae.
AACUCGGAGCGGGUGGGGCCCCCGGAGACGCAGACAACGCCUCCGCUCUGCUCGGCGGCUGGAGCCCAGCAGAGAGGCCGCCCGCCGCGCCCGGGCGCCCUCGGCCGCGUGGUGCCCACCGCGCGCUGCGCCCACACCAUGCCCGUGUCCGACCAGGCAUUUGUGACGCUGGCCACCAACGACGUCUACUGCCAGGGGGCUUUGGUGCUGGGGCAGUCGCUCCGGGAGCACAGGGCGACCAGGAGGCUGGUGGUGCUGGUCACGCCUCAGGUGUCCAACCCGCUCAGGGUUAUCCUCUCAAGGGUGUUUGAUGAGGUCAUCGAGGUGAACCUAAUAGACAGUGCGGACUACGUCCACCUGGCCUUUCUGAAGAGACCUGACCUCGGAAUCACUCUCACCAAGCUUCACUGCUGGACGCUCACCCAUUACAGCAAAUGUGUCUUCCUGGAUGCAGACACCCUGGUGCUGGCCAACAUCGAUGAGCUGUUCGACAGGAGGGAGUUCUCUGCGGCCCCGGAUCCUGGAUGGCCGGAUUGCUUCAACAGCGGGGUGUUUGUCUUCCAACCCUCGCUGGAGACGCACGGCCUCUUGCUUCAGCACGCCACCGACCACGGCAGCUUUGACGGGGCAGACCAAGGCUUGCUGAACAGUUUCUUCAGUAACUGGUCCACCGCUGACAUCCAGAAGCACUUGCCCUUCAUCUAUAACUUGAGCAGCAAUACCACGUACACCUACAGUCCUGCUUUCAAACAAUUUGGCUCCAGCGCGAAGGUGGUCCACUUCCUGGGGUCCUCGAAGCCUUGGAACUACAAGUACAAUCCCCAGACGGGCUCCGUUUUGGAGGAGGGCUCCGGGCGGGCCGACCAGCAUCAGACGUCCUUCCUUAACCAGUGGUGGGGAAUUUACCACCAUCGCAUCUUGCCUCUUUGUGAAACUAUCCGGAACAAGGACCACCAGGGGUCCCCAGGUCACGCGACCACUGCUAUUCCACCCACUGGGCCACUGGGGGGCAGGGGUCCCCGUAAAUGGCUUUUUCUUUUUUUUGCACGACCCAUUUGUUUGAUCCUAAAGAGAAAGAGUUCUCUGUCGUUCUGGCUCUGGGAAGCCCCCUGCAGACUAACGAUGCAACAAUUCUGUUUCCAGCGGCGGGCGGAGAACACCGCAGGUGCCCCACCCGAGGACACCUUGGAACCGAGCCGGGAGCCCCCUGCGGAUGUCAGCAGGGACCCCCGUCCCCAGGACGCUCUAGAGGUGGACCUGACCAUUUCCGUCUCCCAGAUCUCCAUCGAAGAGAAGCCCGACGCCCCGAGCCCCGAGGAGGAGCGGAGAAAGUGGGAGGAGGGGCGGAUGGAUUACCUGGGGAAGGACGCCUUCGCCCGCAUUCAGGAGAAGCUGGACCGCUUCCUGCAGUGACCGCGCCGUUCGGGUGAGCGGCCCUGUUCCGUCCGCAUCCAGAGCCCUUUCCGAGGAGGAGCUCUUCCCCACGUGCCUGUUUACGGUCGAUCCACCUGAGUGCCUUCUGCCCGCCUCCGUGGUGCACCCAAAACCCAGCUCGAAGCCCCGCAUCACCCCAGGUCCCCACGCCUCUGGAGCUUCCCUGGGGAGGUCCCGUCUCCUUCAUGCCUUGCUGGCAAAUCCCUGCAGAUGGUGACUGCAGCCAUGAAAUUAAAAAACACUUGCUCCUUGGAAGAAAAGCUAUGACCAACC